Messenger RNA from Dibothriocephalus latus, 1002 nucleotides. The record is from the annotation of a GenBank genome assembly. NCBI's taxonomy places the organism in Eukaryota, Metazoa, Platyhelminthes, Cestoda, Diphyllobothriidea, Diphyllobothriidae.
AUGGUUGAACUGUUUCCUGAUAUCCAUGCGUUUUGUGCGCAUGUUUCCGGUCUUUUUGUAAAGGAAAUUAAAAUUCGUGCAAUCGAUCAAACGUCAGAGGAGGGUAGCAAGCUCAUAGCUGCGUACUUGGAAGGCGGUCUCAGUCAUUUUAACGCGGACGGUAACACAUCCAAUGACCAAGAAUGUAAAACCGACUACGACAGUUUACCCGUCGGAACUCUUCUUUUGCUGUCGUUGGAGCAGCUUGCUUGUGGUGCGAGCCUUAUAGAAUGCAUGGCAGCAGCCAGUGUUCCGUCAACUUUAGCCAAAUGUUUGUAUAUAUUUCUGGAUUUACCGCCCUCCGAAUCUUCGGAGUUAUCAAAGUCCCGUCUUUUAUUUCAACGCAAGUUUACUGGCAUCCUUCAAAAAAUCUGUGUGUCGGCGUUCGCGGCGGAGGAAUUGGUACAGGCUGAUGCACUUCGCCAUCUUUUCAGCGCCUCUGUUGACCCAUGCUCCUCUGAAAAUGCGUGUUGGCGUCGAAACAGCUGCAAAAUUUUGACAACCCUUGCACAGAAUUGCUUAACGCCUUUAGUCAUUCAGUAUAUUCACGACUCGAGCUGCAUUGCAGAGUGCAUCGAAAAUCUGCGGCAAAUGCGAUUGCCAAAAGCAGACGGUGUUGAGACCUUCACCUCACUUUUUCACGUCCUAUCGGAAUCCUCCCGGUCUUCAACACAACUUUUGGACGACUUCCAUGCCUGUGGAGGCUAUUCGACACUUACGGAAUACCUGCUUAAGUAUGAUGAAUCCUUGCGCAACAUCCGAGCUGUGGACUGCCUCCAGGCGACCUUCCUUCGGGCGCGGUCAGCCCUGCUCUGUACUGCGCUGCUCGAAUGCGUAAAGGAGAUCUUUGAACGCUCACCAGGCAAUUACUUUGUGCUCGACAAACACCACCUCAUCAGCUCCAUCACCGAGACGAUCCCCUCAAAACCUGACUGUGUCCAGGUAAGCAGCAGUAGCAGAUAA